Molecule: messenger RNA, 731 nt
Organism: Hibiscus syriacus
Lineage: Eukaryota; Viridiplantae; Streptophyta; Magnoliopsida; Malvales; Malvaceae
Exons: 3
Coding region: 54-731 (225 amino acids)
Cellular component (GO): plasma membrane
Source: RefSeq, a predicted model, not a curated record
CUCUACGUUUACACACAAUUCUCCUGAAUAACAUUAUCCUCAUUCACACAUCAAUGGGUCUCUUCGAAUUCGAACCAUCGUCGGCUCAAAAAGAGUUGUUGGUACCGUCCUACCAUGCCCCUUUGCCAUCAGAAUCGUCUCCCGAUCAAAACUAUGUCGUUUUCCCCAACUACCACAGUUUGAGGAGAAUCCAAUGGUGCGAUCGACGACGUGUACUGUACGCGGCUGCCUUUGUGUUGUUAGCUGCCUUGGCGUUCAUAUUCUGGCCAUCUGAUCCCGAAAUUAAGAUCGCACGGGUGCACGUAAACCGUAUGCAAGUCCAUACUAAGCCCAUAGUAACAUUAGAUAUAUCUUUGGUGUUGACAUUGAAAGUGAGGAAUUGGGAUGUGUAUACCAUGGACUUCACCACCUUGGAUGUUGCGGUAGGGUACAGAGGGAAGACGCUGGGCCACGUGAAGUCGGAGCACGGUCAUGUGAGGGCGAUGGGGUCGUCGUAUGUAGAGGCAGUGCUCGAACUUAACGGGGUCGAGGUGUUUUCCGACGUGGUUUAUAUGCUUGAAGACUUUGCCAGAGGAACUAUCCCCUUCGAUACUGUCACGGAAUUCGUAGGGCUGCUUGGUUUUUCCUUCUUUAAGUUCCCUUUGAAGGCAAAAAUAUCAUGUGAAAUUGUGAUAAAUCGAUCAAGUCAGAAUAUCAUUCGCCAAAAUUGUUACCCCUCGGGAAUGAACUGA